GACCUCUCCUCCAUAUUCUUUCCCAUGGGAAAUCCGUUACCACCACGAUGCCGAAAGAAACCCAUCGAGGCCGACCCAUUAGCUGUAAAUUUUGCCGCUCUCGCAAGUUGAGAUGCAGCAGAGAAGCUCCGUGUUCAAAUUGCGUGUCCCGCGGAAUCCACUGCGAUCUACAGGACCAUGUUCGACCCUUGCCUACGACUUCAAGGGCUUCUGAAUCCGAACUCCUUGAACGCAUUCGUAAUCUAGAAAGUCUUGUGAGAGUCCAACGAUCGCAGGAGAACGGCAGCAUAGAGCUUCAUUCGGAAAGUCCUGAAACUCAGAUACAGCAGUCCAUCAGGUCGAGCUCAGUCCCCCAGAUUGAGCAUCUUGAUAAUGAUGUCGCUUGGCUUGCGAGUAUAUACAGUGGUCAAAAUCUCCCGGACAAAACUCAGUCCAACAAAAUCGUCUUCAGGAUUUGCCCAAUUCGACAGUUCAUGGAGGCCUGCCCAUAUAUUAUUCAGAGCGCAUACCUUUCUUCGGCACGCUUUGAGCCUUUAAGAUGUGUUUGGCUUCCUCAAUAUUCUGAAGCCAAGAUACUUAUCGACAAAUUCGUUCGAGAUAUUGAUCAUGUCCAUCAUGUAGUCCACACGCCCUGGCUACCAGACAUCCUCGACGAAGUGUAUCAAUGCCUCAACCAACAAGGCCAGGUCAAGCCUGGAAGCAUUUUGCUACUUCUUGGCAUAUUUGCGAGCGCGACCCAUGUGUGGGUGAACAACGAUUGUGAACAUGGACUAUUCUCCACUUGUACAGAAGCAAAUGUGCAAUCGCCAUUAUGGGUCAAAGCAGUGGAAGACGUGCUUGACAUAUCCCAUCGAACAACAUCUAUCUCUGUAGAAGGCAUACAAGGCAUUAGCCUCGCGACAUUUGUGUUAUUGAAUAUGGAAGGAUACUCUCGGAGAUGUAGAUCUUUGUUCAAUAUGGCCUUUCUGCUGGCUCGAGAACUACGAAUGCAUGUAAUUGAUCAUCCGGCGAGCGACAAGCCUUUAAACACUGUCCGAGCAGAAGUUGAACGCCGGGUUUGGUGGUAUCUGGUUGCGUCUGAAUGGUCGGUUCCGUUGAAAUUCCAGAGCAUUUCUCAGGGGAUCUACUAUUGUCACCUACGCCACAUGCUAGUGAAGAGGCCUCUUCAUAUCAAUGAUGAGGAUCUUGUCGAAGGAGGUAACUGGGUCGAAAAACCAUUAUGUCACCCAACUACCGCAUCAUAUCCAGUUCUCAGAAUCCGGCUUAGUGAGAUAGCACGCCACAUGGUCGACCGGAAUCCUGUCUUCCUGGGAAAUGCUGGUGGUCCAAGCCACGAAAUGGUCAUGGAUAUAGAUUCCGAGAUGCAGCAGCUUUGGAACGAUGUUCCCUUGUUUUUUUCCAUGUCGAAGGCAGAUCUGAUGUCGAACUAUCAGCUCGAUUCAUCGCACGCAGCUUUUAUUGUUCACCAAGGAUACAUGUUUCGAUCACUCUUUCAUGCACAAAGGUGUAUAAUCCAUUUUCCGUAUUUCACUCGUGGAUUCGUCGAGCCCGAAUAUACCUGUUCCCGAGAGUUGUGUAUCAUGUCUGCUCGUCAAGUUAUUCAAACCGAGGCAUCAUUGUCGAAGCUGGGCCUAACGGCAACAUGCUACAAGUUCCUUGCCCUUCUAGUGGCGACGUUUAUGGCUAGUAUCAUUGUACUCAUGGAUUUGUGCCACAACAAGUCACCAUCGGGACAAGAGCAACAAAAGAAGGAAAUUGCGGACGCAAUUCGAAUUCUUGAAGGGGCGAGGAAUGAAUCGGAGACUGCUGCCAAGUUCCUCGAAUCUUUGAUGCAGGUGAUGCGUAAGCACAAGGUGCUACCCUCGAAGGAUUCUGGGCCGCAGCAAGCAAGAUUGGGGACUGACAAUGAGGAGCUUCUAGAGACAUCCCUAGGAGAUAACGGUCACCUAGCUACUCCGAUGAGUUUGACUGCAGCACCUCCUGCUGUUCCAGGACCUUCAGCACAAUCAUCAAACAUAUGGUGGCCGAAUGAAUCUACUAACAUCAACAUGACCGAUGAAGCAUUUGGAAACGGGGAUUAUUUGUCGUCGUACUACAAUGAGUUGGCACAAAGUUUCGAGCAAGGUGUGGAUGUAGGGAGCUUUGACUGGAACGACAUCUUUUCGGAGCUCGACUCUUCGAUUUUGUGAAAAGACAGCGGACUGGAUGCUAUGUGAGGAAGAGGACACAGCAUCUUAUUCAAGGCUUUCCAUUGAAGAGUGCAGGAUCAGAACU
Messenger RNA from Mollisia scopiformis, 2274 nucleotides. RefSeq lists its product as uncharacterized. Gene Ontology annotation, biological process: regulation of DNA-templated transcription. Bases 48 to 2189 code for a protein of 713 amino acids. The transcript has 4 exons. Gene Ontology annotation, molecular function: zinc ion binding; DNA-binding transcription factor activity, RNA polymerase II-specific. NCBI's taxonomy places the organism in Eukaryota, Fungi, Ascomycota, Leotiomycetes, Helotiales, Mollisiaceae. The record is from RefSeq and is a predicted model, not a curated record.